Paramormyrops kingsleyae is the source of this 5647-nucleotide messenger RNA. It is a transcript of the gene bcr, whose product is annotated as BCR activator of RhoGEF and GTPase. Gene Ontology annotation, cellular component: membrane. Gene Ontology annotation, molecular function: GTPase activator activity; guanyl-nucleotide exchange factor activity; protein serine/threonine kinase activity. Lineage: Eukaryota; Metazoa; Chordata; Actinopteri; Osteoglossiformes; Mormyridae. The record is from RefSeq and is a predicted model, not a curated record. Gene Ontology annotation, biological process: protein phosphorylation; positive regulation of GTPase activity; intracellular signal transduction.
CGGCCGGCCGGAGUGGGGGGUGAAUGGGGGAGAAGGCAGAGGGUCAUCGGCGAGGAGACUGAGGGGAUCUGCGCUGCAAACGCCGCCUGACGUUUCGGGGCUCAAACAUGGGAUAACUGGCUGAUCCCCCCCGAUAGCAAGCGGGGCAAAAAAUGGGCAUCACUUUGACAAAUCUGAUACUUGACUAUUAAGUCAUUCUGCCCCCCCUUACCUCUACUUGCGAUUCUUUUCUUUUUUGGACGUUUAGUACAAUAGAGGAGGCUGGAAUUGCUGGAGAUGUUAUCUGUGCCUCCUGAUGAAUGAGGACCCUGCGCAUGUGAAAUAAUCCGCCGCGGCCGUUUGAGGGGACCGUGCCCCGCGUUACUUUCGCAGCUGCAUUGCCAGAGCCUUCGUCGUGUGAGGCAGGUGUUCAUUGUGGCUUUCCGGGCUUGCUCUUGUUUUGUUGUUGUUGUGGUCUUGUUUAUGUUGUAAUUUCAUUCGGUGUUCCGCGGUAACGGGAAAGCGGAGAAUGCGCGGAGUCUUUCAGCGGAAUUUUUAUGCGUCUUCUAUUGUUAACUAACAAAUCGCUUGACGUUUGAUGUUAUUGGCACCGAUUAAAUGGCCACUACAGACAGCGUCUGAGAUGAAAACAUUAGUAUGGACGCUCUGAUUGACUAAAAGACGAUCCGUGGAAUAGCUUGAGAACGGAGAACAAGUACCAUUGGACUAUCAACAAUGGUGGAGCCGGUAGGCUUUGUGGAGGCAUGGAAGGCACAGUUUCCCGAAUCUGAUCCCCCCAAGAUGGAACUGAAAUCCGUGGGGGGCAUCGAGCAGGAGCUGGAGAAGUGCAAAGCAUCCAUCCGACGGCUGGAGAUGGAGGUGAACAAGGAGCGCUUCCGCAUGAUCUAUCUGCAGACGCUGCUGGCCAAGGAGAGGAAGAGCUACGACCGGCAGCGCUGGGGCUUCCGCGGGGCGUCCCAGCCGAGUGACGGCGAGCGCCCAUCCGGCGCUGAUCCCCAGCCACCGCACCAUGCCCCUGGCCAGGAGCAAGGGCAUGGGGACCGAAGCAGAUUCCACCCUGUUGGGGAGGAGAGGCCAAGGCCCUGCCCCCCAGCUCCACGCAGGUCCUCCUCUCAUGGCGACAGUCUUGAACCCACAUUGGCGGGAGAAAGACACCUCCCAGUGGUUGCUGCGGAGAUGGACAGGUGUCGGUAUUUCGGGGAUGGUGAAAUGGACAAACUGUCUCCCUCCAAGAGGGGAGGGGUGUCCUCUCGCAGAUCGGGGGCAGUGCCCUCCAUGCCGUGCGACAAGGAUCCUCCACCCGACCCUCCCAUCAAAGAGAAGUCCGGCAUGGGUCUAGGUGUGGCGGCUCUAAGGUCCAACUUUGAGCGGGCCAAGAGGGCCAAUUGGCCCGCAUAUGGGGACGGGAAGGGGGUUGCCGAGCGGCCUCUCUACUCCAGUGUGGAGUACCACCAAGACAGGGGCUUGGCGAGAGCCAAUGACCGCGAAGUCCAGGAUGCACACGGUAGCCAGGCCGUGCAGAUCGAGCGGCAGCGAUCGCUGGCUAGGGCGGCGGCGGAGACCCGCAGGGCUGGGCACCGGGGCCGCUCUGCCGAGGGCCACUGUGGCGGUUACGAGGCCGAGGGGGAGGACGCCGAAUCUGACACGCGGCAUCCCAAAGAGGGACUGGUCCACGCAAAUGGGGGGAAGCCACACCAGCCGCCCUGGCAGCAGACUGAAUUCCAGCCCUACCCCGGCGUCUAUGUGAGUGAGGGGGACGGGAGGGGCGUGAGCCAGAGGGACCGGGGCGGGGAUGAGGCUCCCACCACCUGGCCUCGGAGGUCCUAUUCACCGAGGAGCUUCGAGGACGUCGGCGGCGGUUACACGCCUGACUGCAGCUCCAAUGAGAACCUGACAUCCAGCGAGGAGGACUUCUCCUCGGGCCAGUCCAGCCACGUGUCGCCCAGCCCCACUGCCCACCGUCCCUUCCCAACGCGGGAGAAGAGCCGCUCGCCAUCCCAGAAUUCCCAGCAGUCCUUGGACAGCAGCAGCCCCCCCACCCCUCAGUCUCAGAAGCGUCACAAGCACCACGUCCUGGUGUCAGAGGCGGCCGUCGUGGGCGUUAGGAAAACCGGGCAGAUCUGGCCCAACGAUAGUAACUGCACCCUGUCCAGCAGGACUUCACAUGACAACAGUUUCCAUGGAGACGUAGACUCUUCCUUGGGCGGGACGCCGCCCAGCUACGGAUAUGACGCGGAUCGCGCCGAGGAGCAGCGCCGCCACCACGACAUGAUGCCCUACAUCGACGACUCGCCCUCCUCCUCCCCCCACCUCAGCUCCAAGAGCCGCAGCAGUCGGGACACGCUGUCCUCAGGCUCCCUGGAGUCCUCCAAGUCGACCGAGCUGGACCUGGAGAAGGGCCUGGAGAUGCGAAAGUGGGUGCUGUCCGGCAUUCUGGCCAGCGAGGAGACGUACCUCAGUCACCUGGAGGCGCUUUUACUGCCCAUGAAGCCUCUGAAGGCAGCGGCCACCACCUCCCAACCAGUACUCACCAUCCAGCAGAUUGAAACCAUCUUCUUCAAAGUGCCUGAGCUCUAUGAGAUCCACAGAGAGUUCUACGAUGGGCUCCUACCCAGGGUGCAGCAGUGGAAUCACCACCAGCGGGUGGGCGACCUCUUCCAGAAGCUGGCCAACCAGCUGGGGCUCUACCGCGCCUUUGUGGAUAACUACACGGUCGCCGUGGAGACCGCGGAGAGGUGCUGCCAGGCCAACACGCAGUUUGCCGAGAUCUCGGAGAACCUCAAGGUCAGGACCACAAAGGACUGCAGAGAUCAGACCACCAAGAGCACUCUGGAAGCUCUCCUCUACAAGCCAGUGGACAAAGUGACCAGAAGCACACUGGUGCUACACGACCUACUGAAGCACACGCCCCCCAGCCACCCGGACCACCCCUUGCUGCAAGACGCCCUGCGCAUCUCCCAGAACUUCCUGUCCAGCAUCAAUGAGGAGAUCACGCCCCGGCGCCAGUCCAUGACCGUCAAGAAGGGGGAGAACCGGCAGCUCCUGAAGGACCGCUUCAUGGUGGAGCUGGUGGAGGGUAACCGAAAACUGAGACACGUCUUUCUGUUCACCGACCUGCUGCUCUGCGCCAAGCUGAAGAAGCAGAUGGGCGGGAAGAGUCAGCAAUAUGACUGCAAGUGGUACAUCCCCCUGGCUGACCUGACCUUUCAGGCUGCCGACGAGUCCGAACCGCCGCCCAUCCCGCAGGUCCCGGACGAGGAGAUUGACGCCCUUAAGGUCAAGAUCUCCCAGAUCAGGGCUGAGAUCCAGAGGGAGAAGAGGGCCAACAAGGGUACCAAGGCCGCUGAGCGACUGAGGAAGAAACUGUCUGAGCAGGAGUCACUCCUUCUGCUGGCCUCGCCCAACAUGGCGCUGCGGGUGCACAAUCGCAACGGCAAGAGCUACAUGUUCCUGAUCUCGUCAGACUACGAGCGGGCGGAGUGGAGGGAGACCAUCCGUGAGCAGCAGAAGAAGUCAGGUUUCAAAAGCUUCUCGCUGUCCUCGAUGGAGCUGCAGAUGCUGACCAACUCAUGCAUGAAGCUGCAGACCGAUCAUCACAUCCCCCUCUCCGCCAACAAAGAAGAUGACGAUGAUCCUGGACUCUAUGGGUUUCUGAACGUGAUCGUCCAUUCAGCUUCUGGCCUAAAGCAGAGCCUAAAUCUCUACUGCACAUUGGAGGUUGAUUCUUUCGGCUACUUUGUGAACAAGGCCAAGACGCGGGUUUACCGCUACACCACCGAACCCAACUGGAAUGAGGAGUUCGAGAUCGAACUGGAGGGAUCGCAGACGCUGCGGCUGCUUUGCUAUGAGAAGUGCUACAGCAAGAGCCGUCUGAACAAGGACGAUGGGGAGAGUACAGAUAGGAUCAUGGGAAAAGGGCAGGUCCUGCUGGACCCCCAGAGCCUCCAAGGAAAGGAUUGGCAGAGAACAGUGGUCCCCAUGAACGGGAUCGAAGUGAAGCUCUCCAUGAAGUUCACUAGCCGUGAGUUCAGUCUGAAGAGGCUGUCGUCACAGAAACAGGCUGGCGUGUUCGGGGUGAAAAUCUCCGUGGUGACCAAGCGGGAGCACUCCAAGGUGCCCUACAUUGUCCGACAGUGUCUGGAGGAGAUCGAACGCAGGGGCAUGGAGGAAGUGGGCAUUUACCGCGUGUCAGGAGUAGCCACUGACAUCCAGGCCCUGAAGGCCGCCUUCGACGCCAAUAACAAAGACGUGUCGGUGAUGAUGAGCGAGAUGGACGUCAACGCCAUCGCCGGCACCCUGAAGCUGUACUUCCGGGACCUUCCGGAGCCGCUCUUCACCGACGAGCUGUACUCCAACUUCGCCGUGGGCGUCGCUCUGUCUGACAGCGUGGCCAAAGAGAGCUGCAUGUUGAACCUGCUGCUGUCACUCCCAGAGCCCAACCUGGUCACUUUCCUCUUCCUGCUGGACCACCUUAAGAGGGUGGCUGAGAAAGAGAGCAUCAACAAGAUGUCCCUGCACAACCUGGCCACUGUCUUUGGUCCCACCUUGCUCCGGCCCUCUGAGAAGGACAGCAAGAUCCCAGCCAAUCCCACGCAGCCCAUUAGCAUGAGUGACAGCUGGUCGCUGGAGGUCAUGUCCCAGGUCCAAGUGCUUCUCUACUUUCUGCAGCUGGAGACCAUCCCCACACCUGACAGCAAGCGUCAGAGCAUUCUCUUCUCCACAGAGGUGUAGCCCUUCGGCCGUCGAUGUUGGAGGAAGAAUGCAAAAAGCGAGAGAGAGAGAGAAAGAGAGCGAGCGAGGGACAGCAGAAGACAGAGCUUAGGGAAAACCCUCCGUGGCUGAAGAUCCUUUGCGCUCCCCUUCCCCCAUUCCUCUCCUGGAUAGCAGUUGUGGCAGGAUUGCUCCUGCCCUGACUUGUGUUUCACAGCACAGCCCCCAGGGGGCGCCAGAAGCUUACCAAUUUCCAUGAGAAGCAAGGACGCGAAAGUGGCAUCCCUAAAUCACAUCGCUUCACUGGCGUGAGAAGUUCUGUGCAAACUGAAGUUUGCUUUUCGUAAAGUCUGUACCUUAGUGUUUUACUUUAGAAGCCUAUAGCUUAUGUGCAAUGCUCAUAAGGCCACUGUGGAGAAGAUGAAUACCGUCCAACACCUCACAGGAGUUCCAUUAGAGACUGACCAGCUGUUAAGAGAAGUAGUAGAUGCAUUUUUGUUUUCCCUGCUUGUAAUGAACCACCAUGACUUAAAAACAGCUUUCUAUUGUGUGGGUACUGUAGCCGCAAAGCAUCAUGGGUAGCUUGUUCCAUUUCAUUGUGAUUGGCCAAGGGGGAGGCUGUUCCAUGAGAGGGACCUGUGGCCAGACUCACUCUUAGGAUAUUUUAGAGCAGCUGAGUUCACCUGAAUAAGUCCCCAAGGAGCUCUCUGAGGUUGCCAGUAUUGAGUGACGUGUGUUUAUUCCACUGCCAGGGACAUCUUGGGGAUUUUUGAUGAGGGAUACAGCAAAUCAGAGAAGGGGAGGGACACGUCACGAUUGUCAUGGAAGGAGGAAUCAAGAGAUCAGCAGCGAUCCACUGGAGUUCAGCCCAGGGGAGGGUGUGAUAUUAAGACUGCUUUCACUUCCAUUCUGGAAGGAAUUCAUCACUGUCGGAAAA